UGCGCAUUAAUGUUAAAGACGCCAGCUUUUCCCUGUGCAGCAGAGUUGAGAUGUUUCUACGCUUAUGCUGUCAUGAAGCAACCUAUGUUGUUUUUUAAUAUACAUUUUAUUGACAAUAUUCCUAAUUUUUAAGGCGUGUAGGUGAUAGGCAAUGAAGCUAACACGGAAACUUGUUCUUGCUAAGGCUAAGGCCUCAGACUUGGAAAGCGUGAAGAAACUAAACUGUUGGGGAUGCAACCUGACUGACAUUUCCAUAUUCUCUCAGAUGCCAAGCAUUGAAGUGUUGACUCUCAGUGUGAACAACAUCUCGUCUCUAUCUCCCUUGGCUGGCUGUCCGUCUCUGAGUGAACUGUACCUGAGGAGGAACAUGAUUCCUACGCUAUCAGAGCUCUGUCAUCUGCGUCCACUGACGCGUCUCAGAGUUCUGUGGUUGGCCGAGAACCCUUGUUGCGGUACUGACCCGAGUCGGUAUCGGCUCACCGUGCUGCGCUGCCUUCCUAGACUCCAGAAGCUCGACAAUCAAGUGGUAACCGAGGAAGAGAUUGCACUCGCUCUAAUGGAAGGUGACGAGGUCAGCACACCCACUGGCAACAUCCACAACCAGCUUCCCAACAACGGCCUUCCAGAUGCAGAGAUGGAGAACGAUCCACUAAACUACAACAUGGAGGAGACCAAUAAAAUCAGAGAAGAGCUGGGAAUGAAGCCUCUCUCCAGAGACAAAUUCUCCUCUCUUUCCUCUCCAUCCACCAUGGAGAAACCGACGAUGAAAAAGACCCACAUCCUCGAUGCGGUCCUGCUUCUGCUGAGGGACCUGGAUGAAGAGGAGCUCCACGUGGUGCACACCGCCACGCAGAACAGGCUGCAGACCUACACACUGGAUUCAGGAGACGGUCAGAGAUCGUCAGCUCAGAAAACUGCAGAGAUCCAGCACUAACUAUAUCCACAGCAUGCAGUCAGAAUGACAUCCCACUCCCCCCUCUUUUCCCACAUCCAGCACCAAUCUCAGGAUUCUAACCCACAUACGCUUCGCCUCCCGGUACCUUCUGCUCGUUUACGUGUACAGUUUCCGAUUUCAUUUCACUGCCACGUCGCAGUUUUGUGGCCCUGGUUUCCCAAAUUAUUAUGGGAUUCUAUUGUUCAGCUGCAUGACUACACGCCUCACAAGAACAUAAUGUAUGUUUUGUUUAACGCGCAUAUCUAUUUUGAAAUUAAAAAUAAUGUUCAGCAAUAAUUUAA
Molecule: messenger RNA, 1236 nt
Organism: Poecilia reticulata (guppy)
Lineage: Eukaryota; Metazoa; Chordata; Actinopteri; Cyprinodontiformes; Poeciliidae
Gene: cfap410
Product: cilia and flagella associated protein 410
Biological process (GO): cytoskeleton organization; mRNA splicing, via spliceosome
Cellular component (GO): U4/U6 x U5 tri-snRNP complex
Molecular function (GO): protein binding
Source: RefSeq, a predicted model, not a curated record